Molecule: messenger RNA, 959 nt
Organism: Leptopilina heterotoma
Lineage: Eukaryota; Metazoa; Arthropoda; Insecta; Hymenoptera; Figitidae
Exons: 5
Coding region: 1-849 (282 amino acids)
Source: RefSeq, a predicted model, not a curated record
AUGGAAUUGAAUUUUGGCAAGGAAUCAGAUCAUUAUUCUUCGUCUUGUUCUUAUUCGUGGUCAUCCUGGUCUCUCGAGGAUGAACAUGAAGAAGCUAUCGAUAUUGUUCGAAGAGGGAGGGAGAUUUGUAGUUUGGUUCCGGGGGACAAGAAUGUGACUCUGAGGGGCCACCUCUUGACAAGGUUGCUUGUUGGAGAAACAAAGGAGCAUUCUAUGCCCUUUGUUGAAAAGGUCAAGAGAUAUUUUCGGUACAAGACUCACUUCCAGCAACUCGGAUCGGAGAGAGGUUUUACGAUUAGAUUUGGACCGUGGGAGGAGGCUCCUUUUAGGAAAAGUCAGGGCGAUGCUUGGUAUUUCAGUAAAUUCAUACAGAAUACUGUUGAAUCCAAGCCCUAUUCCAGAGGAUGCUGGCACCAGGAGUAUUCUUGGGAUGGUUCCAAACGAAAAUAUUAUGUGCGCGGAUUCUGGGCCACCAAAGAUUUCGAACAUCCGUUAUUAGUCGCUGACACGUCUUUAAAGCUAAUGGAGCAGCAUGCUUCAGGAAUUGCUCAUCCUGAGGGAAAUUGUUUGUUUAAGUCACUGCCGAAAGUCCCACCAUAUAACGGCUUCGUUCCCGCAGAGAAGUCCUUCAAACUGGCAUUUAUUCAGAUUUUUUAUAAAAACGCGGACGGCGUACACUCCCAGAACGGAUCAUGGCAGUUGACAUACAACAUAGAUUUACCCGAAUUAUGGGAGCCAAUCGGGACCGAGGGACAUUUAUUUGGGGAAGACAAUUGCAAGCCUUCUGAGGAGAAUACAGAAGAGAUGGGAACGGCCAAUGCAGAGGACAGUGAGGACGAUUGGUUCUAGAUGUUCUUUUGCUCAUCCAAAAUAUAUAUACAUAUAUUCUCCCUUCCUAUAAUGGAAUCCUUUUUCCUCCCCUCCUUCUUUUAAAUUUAUAUUGUAAAGAAAUUCAAUUU